Molecule: messenger RNA, 2921 nt
Organism: Triplophysa rosa
Lineage: Eukaryota; Metazoa; Chordata; Actinopteri; Cypriniformes; Nemacheilidae
Gene: asb15a
Product: ankyrin repeat and SOCS box containing 15a
Exons: 10
Coding region: 578-2296 (572 amino acids)
Biological process (GO): intracellular signal transduction
Cellular component (GO): cytoplasm
Molecular function (GO): protein binding
Source: RefSeq, a predicted model, not a curated record
GGGCUGUUUUGCACAGCCUAAAAAUAUAAUUAUUGCACUUCAUUAUCAUAAAUAUUAUUAUUUAAAUAAGAGUUAUGUUUGGAAAGGCAUAACAUCUGACUUAACUGGUGUGCACGACGGGAGAGACAGAGCAGGUGACAGCCAAAAUUAGAUGCGUGUUGCUGUUUUAGGCAGCAGAAGCCGGCACUCAAGUUGAGAUUGUGUGCAGCUAAACUACUGGCAUAGCAGCACGAGACCCGUGAUUUCACUGGAACUGUUACGCAAGGUGAGAUUUGUUUACUGUUCGGUGAAGCGCGAACAAUUUAGUGGAAGCGGCGGGCCAGGUGUCGGCUGUGCAUGCCCUAGUUCAACAUUUCCUCGAAAUGUGAGUACAAAUGUCAAAACCUCUGUUGUUCACCGACACUCUUCUGUACGAACGGUAGUUCUGUGAAGACAGCGACCUUGAGAGAGACAUGAAUUCUUCUUAUCUGUGAUCUUUCUGGAAAUGGACUGGUCACUUUAAAUGUGUGAGUUUAGGAGUACUGUGUCAUAUUACGGAUACUAAGAAGUUCCUGUUGGUUAAAGGAAUACACUGAGGAUGGAUCCAUUAGAUGACGUAGAUGAUGAUGACGAAGAUCUUUUUGAUGCUGCCAUCCAACUGAGCAUCCAAGAGUCUUGUAAUGACAUUGCCUCCCUUGGAAGUGUGGAACAUCAAAAAAUCUUGGAUGCAAUUUUCCGAGGAGAUCUUUUCGCUCUAGAGAAGCUGUCCGAUUAUCCUGCUGCAUUCACUGAGGUGGACAGCAGAGGAUGGUACCCGCUCCACAGAGCUGCUGUCCAACAGUCUGUACAGGUGCUGGAGAUGGUCAUUUAUGGUUCUUACAGAUUAUCCUUAGAGAGAGAAACUGCAGCUGGAGAGACGCCAUUGAUUUUGGCCAUUCAAGCGGGUCUGGUGGAGAAUGUGAGGACCCUGCUUGAACAUGGAGCUUCACCCAACAGGGCCAACAGCAAGAACGAAUUUCCCCUAUUACUGGCUGUAAGAACAGAUUCAUUUGAAAUAGCUUUCACACUUCUAUCACGAGGCGCAUCUGUGAACCAAGCCUGCCUUAAAAAGUGGACUGCCGUUCACGAAGCUGCCAAGGUGGGCUGCACUGAUAUUCUUCAGCUCCUGCUUCAGCGUGGAGGCGACGUAUCUGAGGUAGACCAGAAUGACAUGACGCCUAUAGAGAUUGCCGCAGAAAACGCCCGAGCAGAAGUGUUGGACAUCCUCAUUCACUACGGUGGCGAUGUAAAUGCCCAGGCGCCAAACGGAGACAGUGUUUUAUAUGAUGCUGCUGGCUCUGGCAAUCCUGACUGCAUUGAGCUUCUACUUCAACAUGGAGCUGAUCCCAACAAAGCUAAUCUUUCCUCACGGUUGCCGAUCCACCGCGCGGCUUACGAAGGGCAUUACCUGGCUCUGAGAAUGCUCAUCCCCGUAACCACAAAAGAAGCUCUCCAUCUCUCACGCCAGAGCCCAGUUCAUUCAGCGACAGACGGAGGUCACAUCCAGUGUCUGGAGUUCCUGCUGGAGAAAGGCUUUGAUGUCAAUGCUCUUCUGGACACGCACGUCUCUGAGACCUACGGCGACACAAGACAGACCGCCUUAUACUUUGCUGUCUCCAAUGGAGAUGUGAGCAGCACUCAGGUGCUGUUAAACGCUGGAGCCAGAACGGACCUGGAUCCUCUGCACUGCCUCCUUGUGGCAGUGAGAUCCGGGAGGUACGAGAUUGUCAAGUUGCUCUUGGCCAGACAGGCUGAUGUGAACUGUUACUUCACGAUGGUCAACGACACGGUGUUCCCCACUGCACUACAAUACUGUCUGAAAGACGAGAUGAUGAUGCGACUGCUUUUAAACGGCGGUUAUCAUGCGGAAAAAUGCUUCUGGUGUCAUCAUGAUUUAACAUGGGGGAAUUACUCAGAACAUCCAAGAGAUAAGAUCCCAUUCUGUGAUUUUAUCAGCGUCUCUUCGCUCGUCCAGCUCUCCGGAAGAGCUGUACGGGUUCUCUUGGAUUAUGUCAGUCAUGUUUCCAUCUGCUCAAAACUGAAGAUGGUUCUGAGGAAGCAUAAAGAGUGGUCAGACAUCUCAGACAUAUUGGGAAACCCUCGUUCAUUGAAGCAUCUAAGCAGACUAGUCAUCAGGAGAGAGAUGACCCCACGCAGGCUGGGUGAUCCAGACUUCAUAUACUCAGGUCCUUUCCCACCUGGACUGAAAAGCUAUCUGACAUACAAAGAGUAUGAUCUGUAUGGAAGAAUCAGUGUCAGGUGUGAUGCUCUUUUCUAAAGGUAGAAAAUAGUUUUAGCAGGUUAGAGAGUCCAUGACAACAUUCAAGUAUAUACCUAAACAUUAGGAAAAAUAUUCAAAUUAAAAUAGGAUUUCUCUUAAAGCAAACAGACCAAACAUAUUGAUGACUCAUCCUACACACACUUUGUGUCCAUUCAAGUAUGAGACUGUCCAUCCACCUUAUAUAACUUAAGUCAAAAUGUAAACCAAAUCUACUGGUUUUUGGAAAACAAAAGGACAAGCUCUUUGAUAGGCCCCGCCCCAUCUUCAUUUUACCAUAGGAUACUGAGUGAUACUUCAGGAAAGAAAAUUGUGCACCUUAAUUAAUCUGUUUGUCUUUAACUUUUAGAAAGAAAACUGUAUUUUGCAAUGGCCUGGGAGAGAUUGAUAAUACCAUUGGAUUGUUAGAAGGUUGAUAUGACCAGAGGUUUAUCCAUGUCUUUCAAACAGACCUUGCCUCCAAAUGAAUGUCUCGGUGCUAUUUGUGCAAUAAAAUAAUGUUCCGGCUAAAUGUUGCCAAAAAACAUGUUUAUAUCAGAUAAAAAUAAAAGCAUUGAUGCCAGAUCCUGUUCUGAGUCUACAAUCAAGAUGUUCCAUUCAUUUAUGUGUUAAAAUUUAAUACACU